ACACACCAGGCCAAGUUUGUGACGUGGCAAUUCGACGGUGAGUACCGGGGGGACGACUGCACCGCCACCCUCACGCUGGGCAACCCCGACCUCCUCGGCGAGUCUGUCAUCCUGGUGGCCCAUUUUCUCCAGAGUGUCACCUCCCGCCUGGUCCUGGGUGGGGAGAUGGUUUAUCACCGGCGGCCGGGGGAGGAAGGAGCCAUCCUCACCUUGGCGGGGAAAUACACGGCUCUGAAGUGGGUGGCGACGCUCAACCUGGGGUACGGUGGUGCCCACGCCAGUUACUACCACCGAGCCAACGAGCAGGUGCAGGUUGGGGUGGAGCUGGAGGCCAACACCCGCUUGCAAGACACCACCUUUGCCUUUGGCUACCAGCUCAACUUGCCACAGGCCAAAAUGGUCUUCAGAGGGCUCCUGGACAGUAACUGGAGUGUUGGGGGGGUACUGGAGAAGAAGUUGCCCCCCCUGCCCGUCACCCUGGCUCUGGGCGCUUUCCUCAACCACUGGAAGAACCGUUUCCACUGCGGUUUCAGCGUCAUCGUGGGCUGA
Antrostomus carolinensis (chuck-will's-widow) is the source of this 549-nucleotide messenger RNA. RefSeq names its product translocase of outer mitochondrial membrane 40 like (gene TOMM40L). The annotation marks the transcript as partial. Lineage: Eukaryota; Metazoa; Chordata; Aves; Caprimulgiformes; Caprimulgidae. Gene Ontology annotation, biological process: protein import into mitochondrial matrix. The transcript has 5 exons. Gene Ontology annotation, molecular function: transmembrane protein transporter activity. The record is from RefSeq and is a predicted model, not a curated record. Gene Ontology annotation, cellular component: mitochondrial outer membrane.